Messenger RNA from Pyrenophora tritici-repentis Pt-1C-BFP, 1791 nucleotides. Its product is annotated as Atrophin-1 multi-domain protein. The record is from RefSeq and is a predicted model, not a curated record. NCBI's taxonomy places the organism in Eukaryota, Fungi, Ascomycota, Dothideomycetes, Pleosporales, Pleosporaceae.
AUGGCUCCUCCACCAGCUAUCGCACCACCGCCCAGAGCACAUGUAUCCACCAGGGCAGCUACACCAACUGGUCGACCUCAUUUCUCUCCACCCCCACAACAAGCGCCUUCUCCUCAACUUGAUCGACAAGAAAGCUUCUACCGCGAUAAUGACAAGCAACACACGUCUCCAGAUCCAAAUCGCGCAGUCUCUCCUGCUUUCUCGGAAGCACAGACUCUGGUACGGGCGAAUAGUUCAGCUACCCGGGUACGCAGUUUCUCGCCGGUAGAGGAGAUACCAAUGCGGUCAAUGUUUCCAAUCUACGACCCUACUGUCCCUCUUUCGCGCCAGCCAUAUCAACCUACACAAGCAUCACCAACUCAGCUACCGCGGGCACAAAUCAGCCGCUCGCCAUACUCCGAGUCAUAUGUGCCACACAACAACGUCCGAUUGACUACCUCGUCCGCUCCUCCACCAGCGAAACCCUUCUUUACGCCAUCAAGUCUUUUGGACAACCUCUGGUUAGCUACAAAUGGUCAAGAAGAGCCUGAAGUGCAGCUCUACACGUUAAGGAUGCAUCGCGCAACAGCAGCCAAUCCUACCAUCACGUUUGGUACUACACCCUCGCUGCCAUUCUACUCCAUGGCACAGUCGAAUCUUGCAGGCGACUACGAGAUUCCUAGCAUAAUGAAUGAGCUUCUUAUUCAGCGACACCACCCCACUCAACCGCGAGUACUACCCAUCGCUCAGCUGGAUCUUAUCGCUCCUCCUUCCCUCGACACUGGAUCCUUUAAUCCUGCACAGCAAAACGAGACAACCCUCCUUACCACCAUAUACCCAAAGCUUGCCGCGCUUCAGGCACUUGAUGCAGCGGCCAACUCUCCCGCCGCCUCGCGUCUAGCCUUGUCGGAUCCCGGCGCGCAGUCACCAGCUGCACAACGACUUGCCGAAGAUGUCCUAGCAGGAACCGCGCAACGCGAAUGCUGUGCUCUGGCCUGGACUCAGGAUAACCCCCAACAACAAGCGAAUCCAUGGGCGGCGCACCUGCCUUCGGAGGGGUCAUACCAAUUACACCACCCCACUCUCGGUAACUUUCCCAUCUCCCUCGAAGGCGACUGCUCCGUCAUCAACCAGCCGUCCACACGGCCCGUGACGGCGUUUUACGGCCACAACAUGCCGCUUACAGCACAAGCCACGGGUCGCAAACCUGCGUGUAUCACGGUGCUAAACCCAUAUGUUCUCUCGCCCACUACACCUAGGACUAAUGCUUUUUCACCGCUGCCGCCCCCGCCACGCCUCGAUGGUACAAAUCGUCCCACGUCCAUGACGCCCUCUGAGAUGUCCGUCACUCAACUGCCCACCAACCCCGACGCCAUCGCCGACGACGCGAUGCUCGCCCGCCUCGACUUUACCAAUGACGCUCUCACGCUCAACCUUGGCGCUUUAACUCGUUUCGGCAAUCCGUUUCUCGUCGACGUGGUUGCUUCGGCCUUGCUUGCUGUCGCUAUUGCUGAAGCUACACGUGGGCGUAAGGCCCGCAACAACCAGGAGACUUUUGAAGCGCCACCGCCUAGUUUCACACUCACCCACCAAAAAGAAGACACAGCGAAGGCGUUUAAAGAUUCCUUCGUCGAGGGCUUCCACGGUGGUGGUGGGAAACCCGUCAGACCACCGCUUUCGAGCAAGGGGCUGCGGAAAUUCGCGAAUAGCUUUCGUAGUACGACGACCACGACCACAACGCCAACAACGCGGGGCAGUGAAUCCACAAGUCGCAAACCCAGUUUCGAUAAAGAUAUCGAGCUUGGCUUUUAG